Drosophila yakuba is the source of this 2063-nucleotide messenger RNA. RefSeq lists its product as uncharacterized. The transcript has 2 exons. The record is from RefSeq and is a predicted model, not a curated record. NCBI's taxonomy places the organism in Eukaryota, Metazoa, Arthropoda, Insecta, Diptera, Drosophilidae. The coding region runs from base 1 to 831 and encodes 276 amino acids.
AUGGGGAGAGUACGCGGAGUGCCGUACAGGCAGACAGUCAAUCAGGAAAUGUGCGUGGAGAACUAUACAGUGAAGCGAUCAGCGAAAGUACGCGGAGGUCGACAGCGGAAUAGUGAACAGUUGAAGUACGCAGAACAAGACCCGGAACAAGUGAAAGUACAAGUGAGCAUCGAAGCGGGCAUCCGAAGAGGAUCUUCGCAAGCAAGGAGAAGCGAAGGGCAAGCCAACACCAGGUCAGAAAGGUCUUUGGUCGCAAAGGUGGUUCGGGGAGGAGCGCUAUCCUAUCUCACGGACGAUACACCCUGUCCCCAUAACAUCCUAACCCCCGGUCGAGCCGGCACGGAUACGCCGUCGAGAGCGACGCGGGACCAGCGAAGAUGGACGACGAAGGAGCAAGUACGCGCAUCCGAAGGCGAGGAUCACAGGCUACCAUUUCAAAGUGAUAACAGGCACUGGAGCUCCAACAAUACGAUUUUGAAAUCUCGUAUAGAAAGGGAAACAAACAGUUGCGAAUUCCGUGGGAUGCAGAUACAUGGAGGAGAAUCUCGUUACCGGUACAGGCCCCGCGGAAUAACGGCAGAAAGGAGCAGAAGAAAAACCGUCUUUCAAAAUCUAGUCGGCAGAAUGGACACUACGCGAGCAGCGAGUACCAACCGGGAGGUGCGGGAGACCGGCACUAAAGAACAGCCCAAAGCGAUAUGGAGUAGGGAUUCCGAUUCCUAUCUCCAGCUUCUGGCGUCACCCCUGGUGCCGCGGUCCCCAUCCCCGGUUGAGGAGGAUCCGGAGGCAGAAGUCUUUGAGCGAGAAGCCUUGGAGGGAGCUGCAGCGUAAGGAGUGGCCAACCCGGGUGGUCGAAGAGACCGAGCUGCAGGCGGGCAGACGGCACAAGGACCGCUGGGCAAAGUUGUUCGUGCUGGGCGGCCAGAGGUUCCGCCUGAAGGUUCGUCGCGGCGGAGAGAUCCGGGUGUACACACCCCAAUAAACGAAUGAACUGAGAUAAUCAACGUGUUGAUUGGGUCAGGGGAGGGUGGUGGGGACGACACAGCUCACAUGGGAAAAAAGGUGCGAAAUCAUCCGCAGCAGCCAAGAGCCGACGCGGGGCCAGGCACGCGGGCCGGCAAUUCGACGCGAGGCUGCCGCAGGGCGGAAACGAGGAGGGCACUUGCUGCCGCAAGCUGGCCUCCAGGGCGCUUAGCGUCCAGGGUCAGCAACCCCGGAACAUGAAGGGGCGUUCAUCGAGUGGGUGGAGCUAAAAACAAAAGAGAGAAUGAGUAAAUAUGGCGAUUUUCACACAAAAAGUCGCAAACUCACCUCCAUUGAGCUGCAACACCAGAAACCACGUGUGAAGAAAAUCGGGAUGGGGGCGCUACGAUAAUAGCGGUCGAUCGAUAGUGAGAUCGAUAGGGAACAAAAAUACUGGAAUUUAGAUUGAUUUUCGACACGCAGUCACACUAUAGGCAGCAAUCGGCACAACAUAGCAACAUCGAUAGGAACAGGAAGUGGCAGCGCCGGUCGCCAAUAUCGAUAACUCGAUCGUGCAAUCCGCACGACGUGACAAUAUCGGUAGAAACAGAAGGUGGCAACGCCGGUCGUGGUGAGUAUCGGUGGAGUUGCAAAAGACGAAAGGUGAUGAGAAGAGCGUCGCGGGACCAGCGAAGAUUCUAUUUGUCAAGCGUCACUGCAUAAAGCGAACUUCGAGUAUAACUUCCCCGAGCAGAUGGUUAAGUGCAGUUGGGCGAUCAUGCAGGCGUUACCACCCCACCCCCUAAACCUCCACGCCUCUAACUCUGUCGGACACCGAACGGGGAAGACGAACAACUGGAACACCGCAUCCGGCCAAGUGCUGACUUCGCGUACAAAGUUGCACAGCAACAUUGUCUGCGAGCGACCCGGCCAGCCGAAUGCUGAAGCGGCACAAAAUAUCAUGUUAAUGUUUACAUUAAAAACCUAUGUACUCUUAAGAACUAAACACUUAUGUAUAAUCUCGAAAACAGACUAACGGAGAGGUAGAGGAGACUUCUCCGAGACAAUAAAAUUCACUCUUGUUUUAAGCUCGAAACAAA